CGAAAAAUGAAUAUUUAUGAGGUAGCCUGCCUGCAAGACAUUUAUGUUAUAUUAAAUACCCCGAUAUUGCCGUCAUACCACUAACCACAUGUAUCUAUAUAUUUGUUCUUCUUGCUUCCAAUCUUCAACCUCAACUGAAAUGUUGUUUUAACUGAGAUUUCCAAUUCAAUUUUCUUCUUAACAACUGAAUUUUCUUACUCUUUUUAUUUAUUUUCUCAAACGAACAAUUUGAAAAAAUAUGGUCGCCGUAAUUGUCCCUCGUACCGGCCGGCAGUUGCAGCGUUACAACAACGACCAUGAACGUAUAGUUGUUGGAUGCAUACCGUACAGAAUGAAAGAUAAUGCACUUGAGGUGCUUGUGAUAAGUGCUCAAAGAAAAGGCAAAGGAAUGUUGUUCCCAAAGGGAGGUUGGGAAUCGGAUGAAAAGAUUCAAGACGCGGCUCUACGAGAAACAAUCGAAGAAGCCGGAGUGUUGGGAGACGUUGAGGCUAAGUUGGGUAAAUGGUGUUUCAAGAGCAAAGGAAAUGAUGCAUAUUAUGAAGGGCAUAUGUUUCCUUUACUUGUGAACAAGGAACUCGACGACUGGCCCGAGAAAGACAUCCGCCAACGACACUGGAUGAGUGCAGCUAAAGCUAAAGAAUCUUGCCAAUAUGGUUGGAUGAAAGAAGCACUAGACUUGCUGGUAAAGCGGCUCCAGCCAACGAACUAACUGUUUGAUUAAGCUACCUUGACUUCUAGAUAGAUAGAUUUUUGGGUGUACAUGAAGCUCGUAUCUCGAUUUGUUGUUUUUUUUCCGUACCCUUGAAAUCGGCUCGUUAAGGAUACGGUUUUGAGUCACACGAGCCUCCACUUCCGUAGUUUCAGUCUUAACCUCUUGAAGGCCACCUGGCCAACGUCAGCUGUGUUUUACCUGGCACCAUUGGUAAGCAGGGUGUCGGGUUGGGACUUCUUGUUUCAACACAUAGAUUGGAUCAACUUGUUUUUUCAUGUAUCUAUGUAAUUUGGUUUAUCAUCAAUGGAAGGUUCUGUAUGCCCAAUGAAUUUGUCCUCAUCUUGUAUUGA
Messenger RNA from Helianthus annuus (common sunflower), 1062 nucleotides. Its product is annotated as nudix hydrolase 21, chloroplastic. Gene Ontology annotation, molecular function: pyrophosphatase activity. Lineage: Eukaryota; Viridiplantae; Streptophyta; Magnoliopsida; Asterales; Asteraceae. Gene Ontology annotation, cellular component: cytoplasm; nucleus. The transcript has 4 exons. The coding region runs from base 239 to 709 and encodes 156 amino acids. The record is from RefSeq and is a predicted model, not a curated record.